Messenger RNA from Acomys russatus (golden spiny mouse), 2531 nucleotides. Its product is annotated as zinc finger protein 709-like. The record is from RefSeq and is a predicted model, not a curated record. Gene Ontology annotation, cellular component: nucleus. NCBI's taxonomy places the organism in Eukaryota, Metazoa, Chordata, Mammalia, Rodentia, Muridae. The transcript is spliced from 4 exons. Gene Ontology annotation, molecular function: DNA-binding transcription factor activity, RNA polymerase II-specific; RNA polymerase II transcription regulatory region sequence-specific DNA binding. The coding region runs from base 152 to 1999 and encodes 615 amino acids. Gene Ontology annotation, biological process: regulation of transcription by RNA polymerase II.
UACAGUACCGAGGAUGCCACUUCCCGUCCAGCCAUUUUAGGCGUUUGUGUCUUCUGGGGAGAGAGACCCGCAGGUUGUUUCCCCAGCGUCUGUGUACCAUCCACUGAUUACAAGAGCCGCUGGACGACAGUGGGACACCCGGUGACUGGAAAUGGAGUCAGUAGCCUUUGAGGAUGUGGCUGUGAACUUCUCCCUGGAGGAGUGGGCUAUGUUGAAUCCAUCCCAGAAGAACCUCUACAAAGAUGUGAUGCAGGAGACCUUGAGGAACCUGGCCUCUGUAGGAAACAGUUUGGAGCACCAUAUCAUUGAGAAUAUAUACCGAAGUUCCUGGAAGCUAAGCGGACAAGUGGCGGAGGGACUCUAUGACUGUAAAGAAGAUCAUCAGUGUGCAGAAAUCUUCGACUUCACUACACAGAGUAUUGUAAACCAGAACUCCUCACCACGAGUGCAUAUAUGUGAGAACAGUGGGUGUGCACAAGUAGUCAUUGGCCAUUUAUCUCUAAGCGUGCUCCUUAAGCCUGACACAGAGCUUGAGUCAUAUGAAGAUCAAGAAUAUGGAAAGGAGUUGCACACUAUGGACUUUGGGGCCACCUCCAGUUCUGUCCCACCGCUUGAGAACUAUGAAAGUACUUACACUCUAGAGAGACUGUAUAAAAAUGAGAAUUGUGAUGAAGACUAUAGAUUUGGUCAAACUCUUGAAAAGACUUUGCCUGAAGACAAGCCCUUUAAGUGUAAGCAGUGUGGGAAAGCUUUCAGUUCUUCCCGGUACUUCCGGAGGCACGAGCGACGUCAUCGUGCCAAGAAAUGCUAUAUAUGUAAGCAGUGUGGGAAAGCGUUCGCUUUUCCUACCUACCUGCAAACACAUGAAAGGAUUCACACAGGGGAGAAGCCCUAUGUGUGCGUGCAGUGUGGGAAAACCUUUGCUCAUUCUCGUUCCCUUAAAACACACAAAAGAACUCACAGCGUUAGGGACCUUUUUGUGUGCAAUUACUGUGGGAAAACGCUACGUCAUUAUAGUUCUCUUCAGAUUCACACAAGAAUCCACACUGGGGAGAAGCCUUAUGUGUGUAAACCAUGCGGCAAAGCCUUCAUUACUUACCGUUCCUUUCGAAUCCAUGAAAGAAUUCACACUGGAGAAACCCCUUAUGAAUGUAAACAGUGUGGAAGCACCUUCAUGCGUUGGAUUCAGUUACGAAAACAUGAAAUAAUCCACAGUGGUGUGAAACCCUAUGCUUGUAAGCUGUGUGGGAAAAGCUUUACUUGCUCUGGUUCCCUGAGAACACAUGAGCGAAUUCACACCGGGGAGAGACCUUAUGUGUGUGACCAGUGUGGGUAUAGCUUUACUCGGUUGAAUUCGCUUUUAAGACAUAAAAUAACGCACACUGGUGAGAAGCCUUACGUGUGUAAUCAUUGUGGGAAAACUUUCCCUCGCUCUGCUUCCCUUCAGAGACAUGUAAAAAUUCACACCGAGGAGAAACCCUAUGUAUGCAAGCAGUGCGGGGUCGCCUUCGCCACUUCUACCGACCUUUUAGAACACGAGCAAACUCACAUUGACGAAAAGCCUUACAUCUGUGAGGAGUGCGGGACCGCCUUCGUGCUGUGGAGCCAGUUUCAGAAGCAUAAAGCGCUUCACAGUGUCCCCGUUUCCUAUGUUUGUAAGCAGUGCGGGAAAAGCUUUACUUCCUCCAGGUCACUGAAGACACACGAAAGAAUCCACACUGGGGAGAAGCCCUACGAGUGUAAGCAGUGCGGGAAGACCUUCCUUUGGUCUUACUCCCUUCAAAGACACGAAAAAACCCACACUGACGGCAAGCCCCAUGUGUGUAAACAGUGCGGCCUGGCUUUCCCUUGCUAUAGUCAUCUUCAGGUGCAUGAGAGAGUUCACAUUGAUGAUGAACCUUUUAAUUGUAAGUACUGUGGGAAGCCCUUCUUCACUCUGAACCAUUUACAUAGGCAUGAAUUACUUCACGUGACUAACCUGGAUCCCAGGGAGUUUUAGUAGUGUGGGAAAAAAUUGAGGGAGGGGUCCUUGGUGGCUGUCAUAGAAAUAAGCAAAGUCGCACUGGAGAAAAACUGGAUUUCUGCUAGCAACGUGGAAAAAACUUUUGAUUUGUUCAUUGGGGUAAAUAUGAAAUGUCACAGCGGAGAGAAACUUUUUUUUUUUAAUUCAAUGUACAACAGUUUUUGAGCUUAAAGUUCCUGGAAGUACAUGAAAGAGAAGCAGGCCUGUGACUGCAAGCAAUAUGGUGAAGCCUUCUGCAGCCCCAGAUCCUGGAGAAGACAUGAGAUAUCUCAUGCUGUGGAGAAACGUUUUGUGUAUGUGAGGUGGUGUAAAGAAGCCUCCAUUUCUUCCCCAUUUCCUCUGACUACGUGGAAGGAGUCCCUGGGGAUAGAUAAACUAAGUAUAGGCAAUCUUAGCUAGUCUUCAGUUAUUGCAUCCUCUCACAGACAUGAAAGAACCUACUGUAGAGCAACCUUAAAAACAGGAUUUGUGAACUCUUCGUCACAGCACAAGACUGCCCUGUGAGUGG